AGCCCACCCCAUUCAAUUGAGAGAGUUCCCCGUUUCUGGAAACACGAAAUACAACAUACGUCAAGCGUCGACCUCAACUCGGUCUGCCGCCAUCGAAGAAUCCAGAACUAGGGUUUUGGUCGCUUUUCAGAAUGGCCGGAGGUGGAAAUUUCAUUCACAGAGUGAUAUCUUAUGUGGCUAAUGAGCUUAUUGUGAAUGGACUUGCGAACAGUCCUAGAUUCCAGAGGUUUGCUGUGAGGACAUCAAAGAAGAUGGAGGAAUUUUCUGAUAUUGCUGCUCAGAAGAAGAAAGAACUAGCUGAGCAAAUGAAGGAUGUGUCUAAGAAUUUUGAGUCAUUUAAGAACCAGUGAUGCUAGUUGCUGAUUUACUGGCAUGGGAGUAGUUGUACAGUACUAUGCUUGAUACGGACGAUAGCUGAAGCUCUGCUGAAUUUGCUUGGAAGAUGGGUGUUGGAUUGAAAUUUUGUACUCAACAAUAAUGUGGUGCCCAAUUAUGUAGCUCAACAAUAAUGUAAUUAACAGAGAGAGUUGCCAGCCACUUAAUUUGGUGGCUGGGGUGUAAUGAUUGCUAAUGUCGUGAAUAGACCUUCUGACUGUCUCUUAUCUUCGGUCCUCGGUUCUUCCUGUUCUAUUGUCAUUCCUUGUUCUUUCUGU
This is a messenger RNA of Sesamum indicum (sesame), 653 nucleotides long. RefSeq names its product UvrABC system C protein. Lineage: Eukaryota; Viridiplantae; Streptophyta; Magnoliopsida; Lamiales; Pedaliaceae. The record is from RefSeq and is a predicted model, not a curated record.